AAUAAUCAAGUUUACCUAAAUACAUAACUAGUAAUAAAAAAGGUAAUAAUUCACACAGCAACUCCGAAUCUCUGUCACAUGCUUCUCUCUCUUCUCUCUCUCUCUCUUGAAAAGCAAGCAACACACACACAGAGCGAGAGAGAACAUUGUCGUGUGAAAGUUAAAGUAGCAUAUACAAAAGUGGUGGCCACUUCCGCCGUGGUGGUGGUGGGCCUACCUACCUCCCUUUCACUAUUUCCCAAUUUUUUUUUAUUCCAUCUGAUUAAACAAAAAAAAAAUGACCUCCAGACCCAUCACCGCCACCGCCGCCUCCACAACAACCCCAUCUUCCGGCGGCGGCGCCGCCGCCGCCAACGGCACCCACCACCACUACUACCCUCCGGCCUCGUCAUACUCUUCGUCCGCCGCCUCCUUCCGCGGCUGCUGCUGCUGUCUCUUCCUCCUCUUCUCCUUCCUCGCACUCCUCGUCGUCGCCGUAAUCCUCGUCGUCGUCCUCGCCGUGAAACCGAAAAAGCCGGAAUUCAACCUCCAGCAGGUGGGCGUGCAGUACAUGGGCAUCAGCCCCACCACGGCCUCCUCCGCCACCGUGUCCCUCGGCAUCCGGAUGGUGUUCACCGCCGCCAACGACAACAAGGUAGGGAUCAAGUACAGGGAGUCCAGGUUCACUAUCAUGUACCGCGGCAUACCCCUCGGGAAGGGUACGGUUCCGGCGUUCGAUCAGGCGGCCCACACCGUGAAACGGAUCGAGAUCGCCAUCGCCGUCGACCGCGUCAGCUUGCUUCAGGCGGAUGCCGCCGAUUUGGUCAGAGAUGCCUCCUUGAACGACCGGGUCGAACUCCGGGUCGUCGGCGAUGUCGGGGCGAAGAUACGGGUCAUGGGUUUCACCUCACCUGGUGUCGAGGUAUCGGUGGAUUGUACACUAGCCAUCAGUCCAAGAAAGCAAUCCUUAAUAUACAAGCAGUGUGGAUUCGAUGGCCUCACCGUAUGACGACCACUUGGUAAAACCGUAAAGCCUACGAUUAUUGUCAUUUUUUCGUCAAACAAACACACUUAUUACCCCACUCUUUUUUCCACUUUUCACUUUUUCUCUAUCUUGAAAAAGAAGGAAGAAAAUUAGUAGAGAAAUAUUGGAGGGGAUUUACAAAGUGAAUUCCCACUGUCAGGGCAAAAAAAGGGCACAUGUGGGGUUGUUGAGCUGUUAGAAUAGCAAUAACCCAAUGUCCUAAAAGCUUAGUAGAGAAGUUGAGUUUUUUCUUUUUCUUCUUGCAUAAUUUGCAAAAUUUUGUUGUAAAGCUUUGAUUCUUGAUUUUGCUAUUUCCACACCCAUUCACUUUUAAUAUUACUUGGUGAUAGUUG
This is a messenger RNA of Erythranthe guttata (spotted monkey flower), 1356 nucleotides long. Lineage: Eukaryota; Viridiplantae; Streptophyta; Magnoliopsida; Lamiales; Phrymaceae. The record is from RefSeq and is a predicted model, not a curated record.